AAACAUGGCAGCUUCCAGCAGCAUCGCAGAGAUGUGUGCUUCCAUCUCAGGCAUUUUGAAUGAAAAACACUGCCCUGAACAUCUUCAAAUCCUCAAAACCUUUACGACAGCUCUGCGAGAGAAAGAAUACAGGGAUGCGGUGGACGAGGCUGUGCUCUCCCCGCUCCUCCGCGUCCUGACCCGGCUCAGUGAGGAGCUCCGCGCCGCAGUCCCGUCUCAAGGACAGGACAGGUCUGUAACAUUAGAGCUGCAGCUGACUGCGGAGUGCUUCAGGGCCCAAAGAAACGCUUGUGUCCAGAGCACAGGUAACCAGUGCCUGCUCAGGGAUCUUGGAUUCAUAGAUGCUACCCUGAAACUUCUAAAAUAUCUUCAAACCAAAGAGGACCAGGAUGGUGUACUUGAACCUCUGCGAUGUGGGAUCCAGUUUAUUGGUAAUAUCGCCGUGGGAAAUCAGAUGUGUAAAGACGAGAUUUGGCAGCUCACCGUCCCAGACCAUCUCCUGCAGCUCCUUUGUGUAGAUGAUGAGAAGACUGCGACCUACGCCUCUAUGGUCCUUCACACUUGUUUAGAUGAAGCUAAAGUUGAAACACUAGCUCUUCCUGAGAAUGUCCCUCUGGCUCUGAAGGUGAUGGAGCUCUGCAGGACACAGCCAGACAUCGACUGGACGGUUCUUAUUGCAACCCAGCAUUUUCUGAAGUGCACUGUUUUGGUGACGGGCAUGUACACAAGGAUGCAGCACCAUGACAGAGUGACUCUGCUGGAGCUGCUGUUGGCUCAGUUGAGAGAGGAGGAUUCUGAGUGUGGCAUUCCUCCGGCUGUCGCCUCUUUUCUGGCCUCUUCUUUUCAGAGUGGCUGUAGUGCAGUGCUCACUCUCGCCACAGGCUCUGUAUCCAGCAAUGAGGUCCUGCAGGAGGCGCUGACAGUGAUCAGCUUGUUGGAUGUUCUUUGUGAGAUGUCUUCAGAUCACAGAGAGUUCAUGUUCUUACAGGACCAUCCAGACCUUCUUACUAAUACGACAGAGCUCCUGGCGCAGGUUCAUGCCAUUGGAAAAUCCAGUAAGAAUAUUUUCAGUGCAUCUCAGAACUUCUCGACCUUCAGUGGAGAGGCGGGUUCAUCUCAUCACUCUCCAGUCGUCAGUUUCAAAGCUCAUCUCAUUAGACUCAUGGGAAACCUGUGCCACAAUCACACCAACAAUCAGAACAAGGUGAGAGAACUUGACGGCAUCCCUCUGAUCUUGGACAACUGCAGUAUUGACAGCAACAACCCCUUUAUCAACCAGUGGGCCAUCUUCGCCAUCAGAAACCUCCUUGAGAACAACUUGGAGAAUCAGAAGUUGGUGGCGUCACUGGAGCAACGCGGCGAGGCUGACUACUCCGCCCUGAGAGAGCUGGGGUUUGAAGUGGAGGAGAGGGAUGGAAGUCUGCUGCUCAAAACUGUCAGGAAAGACACAUGAAAAUCAUUGUAUAAAGGCAAAGUCAUGAUCUUCAAACAGGUUUACAAUAGGAAGGUAUAAAGAUAAGAAUACACUUAACCUUGUGUUAUGUUAAGAGUGCUUUAAAGCUUUAGAUUCUUGCUUUAUUGAUAAGGUGUAUUUAUAACUUGCAUAGAUUUCGCUCUGUGCUAAGUGACUGUGAAAUACUAUUUUAAAAACCCAGAAAAUGUUGAGCUGAAACCUUAUCUUCAAGUUAAGGAGUUCAAUUAAUUUCGUUCUAAAUGUGGUGUUAUAAUUUAAGAUUGAAGGCAGGGUCUACUUAAUUUUUUGAAAGAAAUAACCAAACCAAAAAUCCUCACAUGUGGGAAGGAUCCGCAAAUAUUUUAUUGCUGCAAAGUCCUUAAUACUGACCACUGAAUGUGAAUGAUUCCACCAUUUAUAAACUUAAUCUUUGCCCUGUUGCCUUAUGGAUAGACCCAUUAAUUCUGACAGAAGACAAAUGCAAAAAGUAUUACAGUUGCGAUUAGAUUUGUGAUAUUGAUACUUUGCAGUUACAUCAUACAGGGGGUGUUCUACAUAUAUGUGUAUGGCAGGAUGUUCAGUUGUUACUAUGGUGAAGCAAUGCACACAUUAGGAAUAACUAGGCUACUAAAGAUUGUCUCAAAACAAAAAAAUACAAAGUGGAUUUAAACAACAUAUUUUGAGGAGGGUACAACCCUUAUUCUGACAGACCCCCACUCCGACAGACCCCCACCAGACAUUCUAUCAUUCCGACAACCCUCCAUUCCGACACUUUUUGAUGCCGCCAUCCCGACGUCUUUAUGUAAUCGUUUUGACAACCUACUCAUAGUUUGGAGCAUCACCUUUUUUUGCCUUGUAUACGACGCGUGGACCUCGCCUCUAAACCAGAACAAAAACCAGGACUAAACCAGAACUAAAUUCAGGACUAAACCCAGACUAAACUAGGACUAAAAUCAGGACUAAUACCAGCUGUAAACCAGGACUAAACCAGGAUUAAAACCAGGUCUAAACCAGGUCUAAUCCAGGUCUAAACCAGGACUUCCGUACACUGCGUGCGCCACUGCUCCUACGCUACCAAUCCUUGAAAAUAUUUACUUGAAAAGAGCGCCGUCGCAACUUAAUAAUUACCUUAUGUGCAAUGUUGAAAAAAAGAAUUGCGGAAUGUUGAAAAAAAGUUAAAAUACCGCCACUCCGACCAAGGAAAAAAAAUGUCGGAGUGCAGGAACGUUUGAAAAAAAUGGAAAUGCUGCCGCUCUGACAAUUAGAAGUCAAUGUCGGAAUGUCAGAAUGUAACCAUUUUCAGGAGCCUGUGAUUAAUAAAAGCUAAUGCUCAGUAGCUUGUGACUGUAAUGUUACGUGAGAGCGGGAGGUGUUUAACAGCACAAAUUAGCUCACAUCUUCCAUUUAAAUCAGUUCUUUAUGAUCAGAUUGCGUUUAAACAAAGAUCAGAUUAAAGUUUAACUUGAGUAACAGAGCUUCAGACAGAGUAAUGCCUCCAAUUAGCAUCGCACCUCCAGAGAAUGUUGAUGGCAUCAGCUGCAAAGUAUCAAUAACCUUGUGGUACACCCAGUAAUUCUGACCACCUGAGGACAAAUUCAAAGUAUUGUAGUUAUGAUUAGAUUUACAACAUAUGUUUAAGAAGUAGGACUCCAGGAGCGUCGCAUUUGAGAGAAAACUGAACUGAUAAACUAAACUACAGGGAAAAAAGUUUAUCUGGUAAUCUGCUGAGAACAUUCUAUUAUCUAACCAUUUACAGCAUUUGCGGUUUGAUAAUUGCAUAAACUCAAAUUGCAAUUUCGAUUUGAUUGUGAUAUAUUGUGCAGCUCAAAACACUACCAUAAAAUUAUUUCCUACCCUCGAUAUCAAUUUUAAUCUGGGCCUAGAGUAAAAUUAGCAAAUAAUCCACUAAUGAGAAUGCCAUAUUUACAAAGAAAAGAAGAGAAGAAUCAAUUUUUGCCUUGAUUUGGGCUGGAGAAUUGAAGAUUUGGUGAACAGAGAGAGAGCAUGCUGGCUGUUUUUGGCAACGCUUUUAUGUUUAGCUCUUAUCCAAUGACCUUAACUAACUCCUUACCACAACUUAGAGUAAAACCACCCCCAUAUGAUGUAAUAGGCCUAUCCUUCCUAAUUAAACUGAAGUAUUUACCAGAACUAUUUACGCACUUCCAGUUAUUUAUCACUUGCUUUGAACAAAGUCUAGUAGAAAAUAUUACGCACUGAAUACAUGGCAGCUUAACCCAUUAUUAAAGGCUAUGCAAAAUAAACACUCACUCUUAGACUUGGCGUAUAUCAUCUCAUAUUAAACAGUGGCAUAACCAAAAAUGUAUGUUUAACUUCUCAACAUGAUCCAUCUUGCUUUUGGCUACAUUAUAGGCACAUGAUUAAAGAAUUCCCGGUAAGCAUGUUUACUAUAUUACAAAUGAAUAGUCAUCAAUCUGUAUUAUCGGCUUGCACAACACACAACCGCACAGUCCACCUAUUCUCUUCACUUUUAUCAUCUAUAGGUUUACAAUAAGAUGCAUAUUCAUGGUCAAAAAAGGUGAGUGACUGAUGCUAACCAGCUUGUAUCUGUAAUGUUAUUUGAGAGGUCAAACUGUACAAAGCUCAGUAUGGCAGAGGUGGGACCAAGUCAUUGUUUUGCAAGUCUCAAGUAAGUCUCAAGUCCCAAGUCAAAUACAGGCAAGUUCAAGUCGAGUCUCGAAUCACUGGCCCAUAAGUCCAAGUCAAGACCGAGUUGUCUGCUUGGAGCUUCAAGUCAUUUCAUGUUUUUAAACCAAAGUACCAAAUAUAGCUUAGAUUUUUGCAAUUUAUAUGACUUUUAAGAUAAAUUGUACUUUAAAAAAAAUCAUGGUAUAUUGUAUAUGAGUACUUAUUGAGUAUGUAAGAAUUGUAGAAAUUAAUUUUGUUAAUUUUUCCUUUUUAAAUGUCUUGACAAGAUCUUGGUGUGAAUCAUUAUGGUCAGAAUAGAAAGAAUUCAGAUUUAAAAGUGCUUCUCAAGUCACAGGCCUCAAGUCCAAGUCAAGUCCCAAGUCAUUGACCUUCAAGUCCAAGUCGGGUGUCAAGUCUUAGUCCAUUUUAUCAAGUCAAGUCUCAAGUCUGACUCGAGUCCAAGUCAUCGCUUGCAAGUCCCCACCUCUGCUGUAUGGCUGUCCCUUUUUUGUUACAACUAAGUCAAUUCUUAAUAGCCACACUGUGUUACAACAAAAAUUUAAAGUCUAAUUUAAGUAACAGCUUUAGACAGAGCAGUGCCUCUAGUUAGCUAACUAAUUAAAUAAUUAAACAUUUUAAUUUGUUUCCAAUGCAGGAGUCUUUCGUAGUUCUGUCCAGAUGUUUGGGUAUUCACUUUAUGCUACUUUCUUUUUUGGUUAAAGGCAGCACUAUGCAAUUUUUCUGGUUAGAGUAGAUUUACGAUGGCCGUCUGUAUCCAUGGAGAUGUCAUUGCUUUGCAUAGAAUAUUCCACAGUAUGGCAUUAAACAUUUAUCUAGCAGUUAGAUUAAAAAAAAAAAACAUGCACCGGGGACUACAGGUGGAAAUUAGCUCUGGUGCUAUAACCUGGCACAAUGCAUUUCUCCUGUUAAGGUUAAUGUAUACUGUGCACUGUCCCUGUCUCAUAAAUUAACUAAAUAAAUAUUAAAUUACCUUUUAUUGCUCAAACAGUUCAUACAGAUCAGUUAAAUGCCAUACUGUGGGACAUUCCAGGUAAAACAAUAACAUCUCCAUAGAGAAAAGCAGGUGAUGGAAACUUCACCUGAAAAGUUCAUAGUGCACCUUUAAGUCCUGGUUUAGCUCUAGUUUAGUCCUUGGAUAGACCUGAUAUAGUCUUAGAUUUGUUCUUAUUUGGUCUUUUUGAUUUUUUUUUAGUACAGACUAUGCAAAAUAAUGAUGAAGGCUCCACUAUAUAUUGUACUUGCAGAGCUAACAAUGCGCUUUGGUGUAUAAACAUGGAAAUAUAAUAAUUGUACAGACACCCAUCCAUCCAUCCAUUUUCGUCCGCUUAUCCGGGGCCGGGUCGCGGGGGCAGCCCCGGCGACCCGGGGUACAGACACAUUAUAGUGAAACUGCCUUAGAGUCUAGUUAUUAUAUUGUACUCAUACUAUGCGUAACAUUAGUCAUUGAUUAGUUAGCUGUUAGAAUAUUUAAACGGUCUAUAUUACAGUAUUUUUUGAUCUAGUAUGUUGUAUCCUCAUUAAAAUUAUUCAUGGCGUUUUGUUUCAUUCAUACUGAGUUCUUUUCUCAAACAGAAAACACUUUGUACAGGAAGUGCUUCGCUGUGUUUUUAUACUCCACACGCCUUCACCAGUAUAUUGGAUAAUUUCAGCUCUGAUGAACAAAAGGUAAAAGGUACCUGUUGACUAGAAAACUACUGCUUUGUGACAUGGUGGGACAGAGUAUUUUGAUCUUGGAGAUGUAAACAGGUGAAUAACAAAGGGUCACUUAAACAUGUGUGAAUGAAACAAAACAUAACUCCAGAUAUGUUUUGAGGAGGUAACAACAUUAUAGCAUGACUUAAAGCUCACAAGAAUCCAUUUUGUGUAAUAUAGGAACUUUAUGAGCGAUUUGGGCCCAGAGGACAUAGACAGCGGUGAUAAAAACAGGAUUUUGAUGAGAGAGUGAGAGGGUGAAUCAGACCAGAAGCAUUAGUUUGCAGAAUGACACCCCUGGGUGCUCCUCGCGUUGCUGGACAAGCUGAAUGGUCUUGACACCCUAACAAUGCAGCGCUUUACAGACCAGCCCGUACCCAGCCCCACCCUGUUUUUUCUGCCUCCGAUUUUUAAUGACAAAAUGUAUUGAAACAAUCGGCUGGACUCUGCGCUCAAUCCGCCCGCACAGUGUAGGGAGCUUAUGUGGUUCCGGUCCCCAGGAUUUCAGACGGCUAACAAAACAGCUGUUACGCGCUCCACUGGCUGGCUGCAAUGCUUUUCAGGCCCACAGGAAAGAGCCUGUGUCUGCUGAAUGAGGUGGCCCGGCCCUGGUCUGGUCACCUAUAAUGUAUUAGAGACACAUCAGGCAGGGGCCAAAUGCACUGUUUCCCAUAUAAGAGGCCUUGGACAGACUGCACUGGUGUGAGGCUGUAUGCUGUAUGUUAAUUAUAAACUCUGUUAAUGCUUUGAAUAAGGUAAAGUGUGACAUCAGUUUGAGGCGAAGGAGGAUCAUGUUUUAUUUGUAAAAAAAACAACACCGCUGAUCAGGUUUAUUUAGUAAACACACAUUUUACCACAUAGAAAGGAAUAAAGCCAAGUUGCAAUCUUAAGACAGCAAUAAGUCUUGAUUUAAAAGGACAUUAGUAAACACAAACUGAACUCCAGUAAUGGUUUGGCUUUUUGCAGAAUAGUUUAAUGUUACUUAAUUACAACUGUGUGCACAGUAGUCCUUGGUUUCUGUAAACACUGGAUAAAUUACUUUGUUGGCUAUGUUGAAACAUAUAAUAUGGUAUAACAUUUACAAUGUACAAUUUAAGACUGGCUUACAUACAAUAAUUUAUUGUUUCUCUGAAAAUGCUAACAAUAAUAAACAAUUGUAAAUAAUGA
Messenger RNA from Boleophthalmus pectinirostris (great blue-spotted mudskipper), 6979 nucleotides. It is a transcript of the gene atxn10, whose product is annotated as ataxin 10. NCBI's taxonomy places the organism in Eukaryota, Metazoa, Chordata, Actinopteri, Gobiiformes, Gobiidae. Gene Ontology annotation, cellular component: cytosol. Bases 5 to 1453 code for a protein of 482 amino acids. Gene Ontology annotation, biological process: neuron projection development. The record is from RefSeq and is a predicted model, not a curated record. The transcript is spliced from 11 exons.